ACAGAAUUUGGAGUUUCUAAGUAUGCGCAACAACAAGAUUCAAGUGCUGCCUGACGAGAUAGGGGAACUCAAAUGUUUGCAAGUCUUGGACUUGGCAUUCAAUUCAUUAGAAACAAUCGAUCCAGUGGCAACUUGUUAUAGCCUGAAGACUUUGGAUAUGCAAAACAACCAGAUAACUGAGCUCCCGGCGAACAUAGGCAACUUGACCAACCUGACACGUAUCGGCUUACGGUACAAUCAGUUAACGCACCUACCCUUGUCGCUGGGAAUGUGCACAAAGCUGGACGAGCUUAACCUGGAAAGCAACAAUUUAACAGACAUCCCGGACGGAUUCUUUGAUGGCCUUGUCAAGAUCGUGACAUUGAUACUAUCGCGGAAUAAGUUUACACAGAUACCUGCUAAGGUUUCACAGUUGUCGGCUUUAAAGCGACUAGCUAUCGACAAUAACAUGCUGAAGACUAUGAACGUCGAACCAUUGCUAGGUUUGAGGCGUCUUGGGAAGUUGGACAUCUCAGAAAACAAGAUACGCGAAUUGCCUGGUGACAUCGACCAAUUGGCACAACUGCGUGAAUUCUGCGCGGCCAGAAAUCAUUUGCGAAGUUUACCAGAAUCUAUAUGCCGGGCGCACAACGUGACCAUAUUAAAACUGAAUAAUAACGACAUCCAAGAAUUGCCCCAGAACAUAGGCAAUUUGACAAAUCUCAUCCACCUUGACAUGGAGGGAAACAGUCUGAAGCAGAUCCCACCCACAAUGGGUGCACUAGUACAACUUAAGUAUCUCUCUUUGCAAUCGAACGAGAUUGAGUACCUACCGAACACACUCCGUACUCUAGUUGAAUUAUCCAGUCUAUAUAUUGGCGAGAACGGAUUGCUCGCAUUGCCUCCGUGUAUAGGCGACCUACGAUCUCUACACACGUUACAUAUCAAUGAUAAUGAACUAAACACCAUCCCAGUGGAGUUGGGAUUAUGCGAGAGUUUGGAACUGCUCAAUGUAGAGGGGAAUCCAUUCGAAGAAUUACCAGCCCACGUUGUUGAAGGUGGACCUCCAGGGAUCGUUGCCUAUUGCAGAUCACAAUGCAUCACGCCAUCAAAUUGGUGGGAAGGGGGUGUUUAGUUGAUAUCAGUCUACUUGUGCUCGCAAAUAGAGCCAGCAAAUUUGACAAGGUAGAGUAAAGGGUCACGACCAACUACCAUCCGCACAACAAGUGAUACCCUCCGGUGUUGGAAUACUCUUUCGCGGCAGAGAACGAGAACCUUGAAACAACACCCGCAUAUAAUAAACCUCGACUGUUGUUGAUUUAAAAGAUAAGUAAUGCGAGUUUCUCAUCUUGUGAAGUUGUUGACAUCAAUAGCAUGCCGAAACUCAGACCUUGGUGCUUUUUUUAGAUAUGCAGGCGCAGUCACGGCACUGGCUGCACUGCAGCAUGCCACCAGUAGCUAGUAAGUGCAAUCUGUACAAUUCUAU
Messenger RNA from Sphaeroforma arctica JP610, 1465 nucleotides. RefSeq lists its product as hypothetical. Bases 23 to 1114 code for a protein of 363 amino acids. NCBI's taxonomy places the organism in Eukaryota, Ichthyosporea, Ichthyophonida. The record is from RefSeq and is a predicted model, not a curated record. Gene Ontology annotation, molecular function: protein binding. The transcript is spliced from 7 exons.